Hibiscus syriacus is the source of this 420-nucleotide messenger RNA. RefSeq lists its product as uncharacterized. The coding region runs from base 1 to 420 and encodes 139 amino acids. The record is from RefSeq and is a predicted model, not a curated record. Lineage: Eukaryota; Viridiplantae; Streptophyta; Magnoliopsida; Malvales; Malvaceae. The transcript has 3 exons.
AUGACUUCACUAGAGACUGCCAUUAAUCAAACAAGAAAGAAAGAAAGGGAAGUUGCUAAUGCUAAAGAAGCAAUGGAGGGGCUAAAAGAAGAAGGGAUCGGCGGAAACGCUCUCAUUCUUGUGGAGCUACUAAAGCCAAUCAAGAGUGCAAUCGUUUGGUUUCGAGAAAUUAUUUCAUGGAAGCGACCAGCAGCUACCUUUGUGGCAAUUACCAUAAUUUCAGUAAUUGAGUACAAGGAAUGGGUCGGGAAGUCGAUAUCAGCACGCUUGCUUGUAUUGGUAUCGAAAAUGAUCCAAGCUAGACUAGAAAGGCUCAAAGUCAAGCAAAAGGAGAUAACUGUGUGCACUGCCUCGGAGCCGAUAGGGUUGUCAAGAGAGAACAUAGUUUCAGCACAGCAUGGAUUUAUUACAACGGGAUAA